AAGCAAUUCCACCACUAAUUUAUAACAAAAUAUCUUUUCCUCCUUCCUUCUAGCCUCUAGCUAGCCCACUUCUUCUUUUUCCCCAUUUCAUAACCAAAAAGAAAAAAAGAAACCCUAGAACGGGAGAGAUUUCCCACCCCCUCAAAUCUCUUCCUUCUCUCUCCUUCAUUCUCUCUGUUCCCAUCCAAAUUUUUUUUCCCUCGAUUCUGAAUUCCAGUUCCCUGGCUGUUCUCUCUUUAUUCGGCUCGAGAUCUGGUGGAUUGUAUGGUUAAUUAUUGCGGGUGCAAGGAAUGCCGCUAAUUUUGCCUAAAAGCGAUUCGAUCCAGAUUCGCGAGGUGUGGAACGAUAACCUGGAAGAGGAAUUCGCGUUGAUUCGGGAAAUCGUUGACGAUUACCCGUACAUCGCGAUGGACACGGAGUUUCCGGGAAUUGUUCUACGACCGGUUGGGAAUUUCAAGAACAGCUACGAUUACCAUUACCAAACCCUAAAAGACAACGUUGACAUGUUGAAGCUCAUUCAAUUGGGCCUCACUUUCUCCGACGAGCAAGGGAAUCUUCCCACGUGCGGAACCGACAGGUUUUGCCUAUGGCAAUUCAACUUCCGCGAGUUCAAUGUUAACGAGGAUGUUUUCGCCAAUGAUUCCAUUGAGCUUUUGCGGCAGAGUGGCAUUGAUUUCAAGAAGAACAACGAGGAGGGCAUCGAUGCUCACCGUUUUGGGGAGCUUUUGAUGUCAUCUGGGAUUGUGUUGAAUGAUAAUGUCAUUUGGGUCACUUUCCAUAGUGGCUAUGAUUUUGGGUACUUGUUAAAGCUCUUAACUUGCCAGGAUUUGCCUGAUACCCAAGUUGGGUUCUUCAAUUUGAUCAACAUGUACUUCCCCACUGUGUAUGAUAUCAAACACCUCAUGAAGUUUUGUAACAGCCUUCAUGGUGGCUUGAACAAGCUUGCAGAGUUGUUGGAGGUUGAGAGGGUUGGGAUUUGCCAUCAGGCUGGUUCUGAUAGUUUGCUCACAUCUUGUACAUUCAGGAAGUUGAAAGACAAUUUCUUUAGUGGCUCUUUGGAGAUAUAUGCUGGUGUCUUGUAUGGUUUAGGUGUUGAGAAUGGACAGAGUGCUACUUACUGAGAAGGAAAAAAAAA
Messenger RNA from Abrus precatorius (Indian licorice), 1135 nucleotides. RefSeq names its product probable CCR4-associated factor 1 homolog 6. The transcript has 2 exons. The record is from RefSeq and is a predicted model, not a curated record. Lineage: Eukaryota; Viridiplantae; Streptophyta; Magnoliopsida; Fabales; Fabaceae. The coding region runs from base 291 to 1121 and encodes 276 amino acids. Gene Ontology annotation, cellular component: CCR4-NOT complex; P-body; CCR4-NOT core complex. Gene Ontology annotation, molecular function: poly(A)-specific ribonuclease activity; nucleic acid binding.